AGGACAAUGUCAGCAACGCCGAGUAAUUUGUCACUCAAUGGGACGAGCUUCUUCACUGAAAAUCACCACCUUAUGGAGAAGCCCAGCGAGCAGAGAACUUUGAACGUCUUUCUGUUCUGCUUGACUUCUAUCAUUGCAUUCACAGCACUUCUGGGCAGCGUUUACUCCCUGGUUUCCCUGCUGAGAAUGCAAACCAAAACCACGGUGUCAAUGAUUGUGACCUCUUUGUCAAUAGAUGAUCUCAUCAGCGUUGUGCCAGUGAUUAUUUUCAUGCUCACCCAGUGGUCAAGUGACAUCCUCCCCCAGUCUCUCUGCACCACCUCAGCGCUCAUCUACUUAUUCCAGGGCAUUUCUAGCAACCUGAAAGGGUCUCUUAUAGUUUCUUACAACUUCUACACCAUCAACAAAACUGAGACAGUGAGCUGCAGCACUUCCAAGCGGCGGGUGAGCAUGGUAUGGGCCAUUCUCACCAUUUGGAUUGUCAGCUUGCUGAUCUGUAUUUUGCCUCUCUCUGGUUGGGGCAGGUACAUCCCCACCUCCUGGGGUUGCUUCACUGACUGCAGCAGCUCCUACGUCUUGUUUUUAUUUAUUAUCUACUCGCUGUGCUUUUGCCUCCUCACAGUUCUGUCUGUUCCUCUAACUUACCAGCUCUUGUGCUCAGAUGAGCAACAGCUCUUACACAUUGAUUACCAGGAAAUCUCCCGAGGCUACACCACCCCUGGGACACCUGCAGACUGCAGUGCUGCUACCCCAUCCCUGUCACUGCUGGACCCUGUGGAUAAAACCCUGCAGCAUUUCCAGAACACGUGUCCUGGCUCGGAGGCAGUUUUUAGGAGAGGUGUGGCUGAGAGCAGUGCUCUCGAGCCCCGCUGCAGGGACGGCACACAGAGCAGGAGCUGUACGGUGGGCUUUGCCCAGAAACGGUUCUCGCUGAUUCUUGCAUUGACAAAAGUCGUUCUGUGGCUUCCAAUGAUGAUAGAAAUGGUUGUCCAGCACAUCACUGGCUUCCAAAACCUUUCCUUUGAGACACUUAGCUUCCUGCUGACUUUACUGGCUGCCACAGUCACCCCAGUAUUUGUCCUAUCAGAACACUGGAUUCACCUGCCCUGUGGCUGCAUCAUUAAUUGCAGGAGGAAUUCGUAUGCAGUAUCUUCAGAAGAACUCAAAACCAAGCGCAGAGGUUUCGAAUUCAACCUGUCCUUCCAGCAAGGCUAUGGCAUCUACAAAAUAUCCCACGAGAACCGCCACCGUCACGACGGUAAAUCCUCCUCCUAUCACAACCUGGUGAGCUACGACUGCGAUGACCCCAAGGAGCCUGGCAGGCGGAGCGGCGGCCCGCGGAGCGCCGGGGCCGCGGCGUUCAGAACCGCGGGGGCGGCGGACAGCUCCCGGCGGGCGGCGGCCGCGGACGGGGCCGGCAGCGGGGCCGGGGCUGGUGGCGCCGCCGCCGCCGAGGGGCCGGAGCGGAGGCUGUCUCAUGAGGAAACCCACAGGCCCGGGCUCAGCGACUGGGAGUGGUGCCGGAGCAAAUCGGAGAGGACCCCUCGGCAGCGGUCGGGCGCAGCUUUAGCCAUCCCCCUGUGUGCGUUCCAAGGCACUGUGUCCCUUCAGGCACCCACGGGAAAAACACUCUCCCUGUCUACGUACGAGGUGAGCACUGAAGGGCAAAAAAUCACACCCACCUCCAAGAAAAUUGAAGUGUAUCGAUCCAAAAGCGUUGGUCACGAGCCAAACCCAGAGGAGUCUCCCAAGACGUUUGCUGACACCAGCGUUAAAAUCCAUUUGGAGGUGCUUGAAAUCUGUGCCAAUGAAGAGGCCCUGGAUACGGUGUCAAUCAUCAGUAACAUCAGCCAGUCCUCCACGCAGGUGAGGUCUCCAUCCUUACGUUACUCACGGAAAGAAAACAGGUUUGUCUCGUGUGAUUUAGGCGAAACUGCCUCCUACUCCCUCUUCAUACCAUCCAGCAACCCUGACAGUGACAUUAACAUAUCAAUCCCAGACACCGUGGAAGCUCAUCGGCAGAACACUAAAAGGCAGCACAUGGAGAGGGGUGGUUACCAGGAGGAAAUACAAAUGCUGAAUCAAGCAUACAGGAAGCGGGAGGAAGGUGGCAACGGCGAUUAA
Messenger RNA from Colius striatus (speckled mousebird), 2124 nucleotides. It is a transcript of the gene GPR149, whose product is annotated as G protein-coupled receptor 149. Bases 7 to 2124 code for a protein of 705 amino acids. Gene Ontology annotation, molecular function: neuropeptide binding; G protein-coupled receptor activity. Gene Ontology annotation, cellular component: neuron projection; membrane. Gene Ontology annotation, biological process: neuropeptide signaling pathway. The record is from RefSeq and is a predicted model, not a curated record. The transcript has 4 exons. NCBI's taxonomy places the organism in Eukaryota, Metazoa, Chordata, Aves, Coliiformes, Coliidae.